This is a messenger RNA of Phytophthora nicotianae INRA-310, 1320 nucleotides long. RefSeq lists its product as hypothetical. Gene Ontology annotation, molecular function: polygalacturonase activity. The record is from RefSeq and is a predicted model, not a curated record. The transcript is spliced from 2 exons. Lineage: Eukaryota; Oomycota; Peronosporomycetes; Peronosporales; Peronosporaceae. Gene Ontology annotation, cellular component: extracellular region. The coding region runs from base 1 to 1320 and encodes 439 amino acids. Gene Ontology annotation, biological process: pectin catabolic process.
AUGAAGUUUUUCUCCUCCGUCUUUGCCGUUUCUCUGCUGGUGACGAGCGCUCUCACGAUCGACGCUGGAGCCACUACUCAAGCGUCAGACAACUGUGAUACGGGUUUCUCCCAAACCGGCGAGCGUUCCAGCACGAAUGGCAAGCAUGGUGUUCCCUUGAUCAAGAGUGGGUUUAGUCACGCGGAAUCGAGCGGCACCGAUACCUCGCAGAGCAACCCCGGUCAGACCAACCCUGACCAAAACAACCCCGGUCAGUAUACGCCGGAUCAAAAUGCUACGAGCUCAGACGGAUCGCAGGAGCAAACCCCGCCGGUCCUCAAGGGCGAUUGCAUUCUCACUGGAGUUUACAUCAACAACACCGAUGUGUCGGAAUGCCGCAGCAUCCUUGUCGACUCGUUACAAGUGCCUGCAGGCGUGAUGCUGAAUUUGACCAACCUGCAUAACAAUACGAGGAUCUCAUUCCAUGGUACCACCACCUUCGGAAAAAUGCUAUGGGCUGGUCCGCUGGUUGAGCUUCAAGGAAACAAUCUUACUGUCACUGGCCCCGGUACGCUUGACGGACAAGGUGCAUGGUACUGGGCUCAAGCCCGGAACCUUACCAAACCACGCUGGCUUUUCAAGAUGUACAAGGUUGCCGACUCCACUAUAUCGGGAUUGAACGUUUUGAACAUGCCUUUCCACGCCUUCGCUGUCGAUAGCUGCAACUACACGACCAUCACCGGAGUCACUGUUAAUUCCAGUGCUGGUAACGGAGUCGCGAAGAACACAGAUGGAUUCGAUCUCGACAAAAACGACCACGUUACGAUCACCAAGAAUCGUAUUUUCGGCCAAGAUGACUGCCUUGCGAUGCAGUCGAGCACCAAUAUCGUGUUCAGUGACAACUACUGCUGCGGUACACACGGUAUCUCUAUCGGUUCUCUUGGUGGCCCUGAGCAGAAUGCGUCCACCACCGUCGACGGACUUACAGUUACGGGCAACACCAUUGUGAACAGUACCAAUGGAAUCCGCAUCAAGACCAUCAUCGGACUCAAGGGUCUCGUCACUAACGCUGUGUACACCAAUAACGAACUAUCGAACGUUACGCACGCUAUCACGAUACACUCGGAUUACAACAAGACCAAGGGAGGCUACGCUGGCACGCCGACAAGUUUGGUGAAGAUCACGAACAUCACUAUCGAUGGUCUGAAGGGCACUGCGGAGAACUUGUACGACAUUUUUGUGAAUCCGGAUGUGGUGUCGAACUGGGACUUUAAGAACCUCGAUGUGGUUGUUUCGAGCAACGGCAACUGCACUGGUGAGCCCAGCAACAUUCAGUGCUAA